Molecule: messenger RNA, 3759 nt
Organism: Closterium sp. Yama58-4
Lineage: Eukaryota; Viridiplantae; Streptophyta; Zygnematophyceae; Desmidiales; Closteriaceae
Source: the annotation of a GenBank genome assembly
AUGGCUUCCAUUCGCGUGCUGUCGUUCGAUGCUGAGGGCCGCCCUGUGCGUUUCACCGCUUGGCUAGAUGACCUGCAGCUGUUUCUCCUGAGCGAUAGCAAGGAGCAUGUGUCGCUCUAUGACUACGCGUCUGGUGCUGCGCCUGCCCCUCCUGCCACAGCUGAGCUUAGUGUUCGUUCCCACUGGCAGACUCGUGACGCAGCUGCUCGCCUAGCCAUUCGCAGUCACCUGCCGUUAGCUGAGCUAGAGCAUUUUGGCGACUGCAAAUCCGCUAAGGCCCUGUACGACGCUGUCGUCGCUCGCUACUCCUCGCCUGCCACAGCCGAGCUUAGCCGCCUCAUGCUGCCGUACCUGUUCCCCGAUCUGUCCACCUUUACUACAGUCGCCGAUCUUAUCACCCACCUUCGCACUAGUGAUGCUCGCCUGCGUGCCGCCCUUCCCACCGAGUUCUGCGCUAAGAACCCCCCUCCACUGUACUGGACACUCCACUUCAUAGUCACCCGUCUCCCUGACACCCUCCGCUCAGUUCGAGACCACUUCCUUGCUCGCUGUCCCACUGAGCUCACAGUCGCCCUCCUAGAGGAGCACCUGCUCGCGGCCGAAAAGAGCAUUGUGGCUGUCGGUGCUGCUCGUGGCGCUCCUCGCACCCCCAUCUUUGAGGGGUGUUCUCCCUCUCCCCUCGCUCCCUCCUACGCUGCUGCUGCUGCUGUUGACUUCCUUGGUGCUGAGUCUGUUGGCGCUGCUUCUACUCCUGGUGGGAGGCGCCGCACCGGCAAGGGCAAGGGGGGCAAAAGUGGUGGUGGUGGCGCUGGUGGGGGAGGAGGUGGGGGAGGUGGGGGGGGAGGCGGUGCUGGAGGGAGCGGUGGCGGGAGCGCUGGUGGGAGUGGGGUCGGUGGUGGAGACGGGGGCGGCGGAGGGAGCAGUGGCAGUAGUGGCGGCGGCGGCGGUGGCGGCGGUGGCGGUGGUGGCGGUGGUGGCGGUGGCGGUCGGAGCGGUGGUAGUGGUGGCGGCGGAGGUCGGAGUGGAGGCACUGGCUCGGGCCAGAGCUCCCAGCAGCAGCAGCGUCCCCAGACGACCCAGCAGCUUCGUGAGUGGCUUGCUCAGCGUGGGACGUCGGGGGCCAGUGCCCGCUGUUCUUAUGUCAUUCGCACAGGUGACCGCAAGGGACAGACGUGUGGGAGGUUCCACACCCCGUACCGUUGCUUCUCCCGCCUUGACGACGCUUGGCGUGAGGAGAUGGGUGCGGAUGUUGAGCGCCCCCGCUGGGCUGAGCUCAUGAGGGCUGGUGUUGAUGUCUUUGCUCUUGACUACGAUGCUAUUAUUGCUGCCAUGUAUGCAUUGACUGUUAGUGCCGAGGGAGACUGUUACUUGUGUGUGCCGCCUGACCCAGGUAUAGAGCCCGCUGCCCUGGGUACUAGUGAGUCUGCUCUCUCUGGUAUGGUGCCCCCUGUACUUGCUCCCUCCAGUGCUGUCCCGGCUGGUUUCGAGUCUGCUCUCUCAGGUACAGCACCCACAGAGACUGCUCUCUCAGGUACCGCACCGGCUGAGGCCUGUCACACCUUCACCCUUGACUCAGGUGCUUCCCGUUGCUUCUUUCGUGACAGUACUGAGCUCACACCGCUUCCUGCACCGGUCCCAGUCUCCUUGGCUGACCCCUCUGGGGGCCCAGUCCUUGCCCAGUCCACCACUGUCCUCCCUUGUCCGGCGGUUCCGUCUGGCUCGUUGUCGGGUUUCCACCUCCCCUCGUUCUCGACGAACCUGGUGAGCAACGCUGUCCUCCAGGAUCAGUGGGUUGACACCUUUACCCCUGGCGGACAGCGUGUGGCGAUCUGCACGUGCUCCAGGACCGGCCGUCACCUGGCCACGUUCACCCGUCGGCCGGGGUCGAGUCUCUACACACUGACCACUGCGUCUCCCCAGGUAGCUGCUGUCGGUCAGGUGUCUGAGUCAGGUCUGGUGGCCCACGCCUGUGAGUGUCGUUCCCUGUCGCACCAGACUCUUCUCUGGCACCACCGCCUGGGUCACCCCUCCUUGCCACGCCUUCGUGGCAUGCACCGUCGCCUCCUUGUGUCCGGUCUUCCCAGGUCCCUCCCUCCCCUCCCUGCCUCGCCUGCGCCGCCUUGCCUUCCUUGCGUCGAGGGGCGGCAGCGCGCCGCUCCUCACUCCUCCUCGUUCCCCCCGACAGAGGCUCCUCUGGAGACCCUCCACAUGGACGUGUGGGGCCCAGCCCGCGUUCGUGGUCAGGGCGGUGAGCGGUAUUUUUUGCUGGUUGUCGACGACUACUCGCGUUACACCACGGUCUUCCCCUUGCGCACCAAGGGUGAGGUCCCUGCUGUUCUGAUCCCUUGGAUCCGCACGGUUCGUCUCCAGCUCCGCCGCCGUUUCCGGACGGAUCUUCCUGUCCUGCGUCUGCACUCUGACAGAGGUGGUGAGUUUUCCUCCGACCUCUUGAGGACCUUCUGUCAGGCGGAGGGCAUCGAGCAGACCUUCACGCUUCCGGACUCCCCACAGCAGAAUGGGGUUGCUGAGCGUCGCAUUGGCCUGGUCAUGGAGGUCGCUCGUACCUCCUUGGUCCACGCGGCGGCUCCCCAUUUUCUGUGGCCGUUUGCUGUCCGGUACGCCGCGCAUCAGCUCAACCUCUGGCCCCGUGUCUCCUUGCCGGAGACCUCGCCCACACUGCGUUGGACGGGGGAGGUUGGCGAUGCGUCGCGCUUCCGGGUGUGGGGUGCUCGUGCCCUUGUCCGCGAUACGUCCGCGGACAAGCUCUCCUCCCGCACGCUUCCCUGUGUCUUCCUUGGCUUUGUCCCUGACGCGCCUGGCUGGCAGUUUUACCACCCCACCUCGCGCCGGGUCUUCGCCUCUCAGGAUGUCACCUUUGACGAGUCGGUCCCCUUUUACCGUCUCUUCCCCUACCGCACUGCCCCCCUCCCUCCCCCGCCACUUUUCCUUGCUCCUGGUCCCCCUCCGCUAGACCCCCUUCCCCCUCAGGGUCCUGCUCCUUCAGGUGUCUCUCAGGUAGACCCUCCUCCCGUCGCUGAGCCUGUCGAGGUCACAGGUGACUCAGGUGCUGCUGCGGGUGGUGCUGCUGGGAGUGCUGAGCCUGGGGGUGCUGAGCCUGGGGGUGCUGGGCCUGGGGGUGCUGGGGCUGCAGGUGCUGGGACUGAGGGUGCUGGAGCUGAGGGUACGGUGCCUGAGAGUACGGAGCCUGGGGGUGCUGCGCCUAGGGGUGCUGAGCCUGCGGGUGCGAGGCCUGGGGGUGCUGAGCCUGGGGGUGCUGCGACUGGGGGUGCUGAGCCUGCGGGUACUGAGCCUGCGGGUACUGAGCCUGGGGGUGCUGCUACUGAGCCUACGGAGCCUCGGGUUACUGCGUCUGGGGGUGCUCCGGUUCGGGGUGCUGAGCAGUCUCUCACACCGCAGCAGCUUCGCGACUGGUACGUCCGACGCUUUCGCCGUCCUAGUGGCUCGGCUGGAGUUUGGGGUGCUGGAGCUGCUCGUCCUGGGGUGACUGGAGCUGCUGGAGCUGGGGACUCUGGCGCUGGCGGUGCUAGCGGAGUUGGAGCUGCCGACUCUGGGGGUGGCGCUGCUGCUGGUGCUGCGGACCCACCUGGUGGAGCUGCUGCUGGUGCUGAGGAGUCGGACGGUGGAGCUGCUGCUGGAGCUGGGGACCCGGCCGGUGGAGCUGCUGCUGGUGCUGUGGACCCGGCCGCUGGAGUCCCUUCUGCUUCUGGAGACGCUGCGCGGCCGCGACCAGCGUCGUGA